Messenger RNA from Phragmites australis (common reed), 1318 nucleotides. Its product is annotated as THO complex subunit 3-like. Gene Ontology annotation, biological process: mRNA export from nucleus. The record is from RefSeq and is a predicted model, not a curated record. The transcript is spliced from 11 exons. Gene Ontology annotation, molecular function: protein binding. Gene Ontology annotation, cellular component: THO complex part of transcription export complex. Bases 36 to 1046 code for a protein of 336 amino acids. NCBI's taxonomy places the organism in Eukaryota, Viridiplantae, Streptophyta, Magnoliopsida, Poales, Poaceae.
UGGGAUUCUUUCUUUCUCCUUCCCGAAGAGAGAGAAUGGAGGGCAAAGAAGAGGAGAGGAAGGGCAGCGGAGGUGCCGGCGCAACCCCAGCCACCGCCGGCGCCUCGACCCCGGGGAUGAACCUAAGGAACCUAGUGUCGAGGGAAUACUACGGCCACAAGAAGAAGGUGCACUCGGUAGCAUGGAACUGCCUAGGUACAAAGCUUGCUUCAGGAUCUAUCGAUCAUACUGCACGUGUCUGGAGCAUUGAUCCCCAUGGCCAUCCCAAGGUUAAAGAUAUUGAACUGAAAGGCCACACAGAUAGUGUAGAUCAGCUAUGCUGGGAUCCAAAGCAUCCUGAUACAGUUGCUACUGCAGCUGCUGACAAGUCAAUUCGCCUUUGGGACACUCGAAGUGGAAAAUAUCGAGUUGUUGAACUUAGUGGAGAAAACAUUAACAUCACAUAUAAACAUGAUGGCACUGCGAUAGCUGUUGGAAACAAGGAGGAUCAGCUGACGAUAUUGGAUGUUCGGAUGCUAAAAGCUACUGGGACACACAAGUUUAAUUAUGAGAUCAAUGAGAUAGCAUGGAAUAAAACUGGGGAUCUAUUCUUCAUCACUACUGGGCUAGGACACGUUGAGGUGGUUAAGGAUCUCGACUUUCAAAAGUCCUACAAAUUGAAUGCUCAUACAGCAGGGUGCUAUUGCAUUGCAAUGGAUCCCCUUGAUAGGUAUUUCGCUGUUGGAAGUGCAGAUUCACUUGUCAGUCUUUGGAAUGUCAAAGAGUUGCUAUGCAUUAAAACCUUCUCAAAACUUGAGUGGCCUGUAAGAACAGUUAGCUUCAAUCAUACUGGAGAAUUUAUUGCAUAUGCCAGUGAAGAUCCUUUCAUUGACAUUGCCAAUGUUGAGACUGGACGAUCAAUUCAUCAUAUUCCAUGUAAAGCAGCUAUGAAUAGUGUUGAAUGGAACCCUAAGUACGACCUCCUGGCCUAUGCAGGAGACGACAAGAACAAGUACCUGGCUGAUGAAGGUGUUUUCCGGAUAUUUGGCUUUGAAACACAUAACUGAUGCUGAGUAUACUACCUUCGUGAAGUUCUCUUUGUAGAUUCACUUCCGAUCUUUAUACAUUUGUACAAUUUUGGGCGUUUAAUGUAACUUCAAUGUUAAUUCAUGUUCUGCUAGCUUGAACUGAACAGUAUUGUUAUAUUGUACCCUAUGGCUUAUGGGUGUGUUUGGUUCUUCGGAAGAGGUUUUAUAGAGUUGUAUUGAGUUGUAUUGUAUAAGCAGGUUGACCGGAUAGAUUGAAUGGGAUAAUAUUUGUUGAAAAAAAGUGUUUUGUU